GUGUGUGUGUGUGUGUAAGCGAGAGAGCAAGAAAGAGACGGGCUUUUUUUUCCUUUCCCUAUUCCCUCUCUCUUCAUGCGAGCAGAGCGGAGCGGGACUGAAUGAGAGGAGGACCGAGGCGCAGACGUGUGCAGACCACAGCGCAGCAACUCCACAAAGACAAGCGAGAAGAAGAGUUUGCAGGAAAGAGAUAAGAGAAAGAAAGCAGCUUUUUUUAAAAAAACAUCAGCAAACUGUGGUGGAUUUUAAACAAAAAAAUAACGGAGGAUUUUUGUUUUUCUUGAAUAGGACGAAAGUAUUUGCAUUUCUAAUAAUAUUCUUUUCUGCAUUUCUAUUCACCACAUAAAUAAAAUUGCACUAGAGGACUUGCGAGCAGAGCAGAACUCCUUCUUUUUGCGGACGGAGAGCACCGGGUUUGUUGAAGAAGACCAGACUACAGAGGUGGUGACUAUGCGCAUCAGAGGUGGCUGUUCUGGGGCAGGCGUGGACAAGCAGGCUGGGCAGCCACGCUGGAUAUUAGUGGCCAUGCUCUCUGCCCUGCUCAUGGGCAAGGGUAGCGCCUGUCCAGCCCUGUGUACCUGCAGCGGCACCACAGUUGACUGCCACGGACUGGGGCUCAGAACCAUGCCAAGGAAUAUCCCCCGCAACACUGAGAGACUGGAGCUGAAUGGGAAUAAUCUCACACGCGUCACUAAGAGUGACUUUGCUGGACUGAAGUACCUCCGAGUUCUGCAAUUGAUGGAGAAUCAAGUUACGGUGAUCGAGCGUGGAGCUUUUGAUGACAUGAAGGAGCUGGAGAGACUGCGACUGAACCGUAAUCAGCUGCAGCAGCUUCCUGAGUUGCUGUUUCAGAAGAACCCUGCCCUGUCUCGACUAGAUCUGAGCGAGAACUUCAUACAGUCCAUCCCCAGAAAAGCGUUCAGAGGAGCCACAGACAUCAAAAACCUGCAGCUGGAUAAAAACCACAUCAGCUGCAUCGAGGACGGAGCCUUCCGCGCGUUGAGAGGUUUGGAAGUGCUAACGUUGAACAACAACAACAUCAGCAGCAUCUCGGUCUCCAGCUUCAACCACAUGCCCAAGCUACGGACCUUCCGCCUGCACUCCAACAAUCUGAACUGUGACUGUCACCUGGCCUGGUUGGCCCAGUGGCUCAGGCAGAGGCCCACCAUCGGCCUCUUCACCCAGUGCACCAGCCCCCCGGAGCUCCGGGGCCUCAAUGUGGCAGAAGUACAGAAACACGAAUUCAGCUGCUCAGGUCACCAGGAGGCUCUGGGCCUGCAGCCGUGCAGCGUGGGCGGAGGCUCGUGUCCCGCCAUGUGCACCUGCAGCAACAACAUCGUGGACUGUCGAGGCAAAGGCCUCACCGCCAUCCCAGCCAACCUGCCCGACAGCAUGACCGAGAUACGCCUGGAGCAGAAUGGGAUUAAGUCCGUUCCACCAGGAGCCUUCUCGCUCUACAAGAAGCUGCGUAGGAUAGACCUGAGCAACAACCAGAUCUCAGAAAUAGCUCCCGACGCCUUCCAGGGCCUGCGCUCCCUCAACUCCCUUGUGCUGUAUGGAAAUAAGAUCACUGACUUGCCCAAGGGGGUGUUUGAUGGCCUCUAUGCCCUGCAACUGCUGCUGCUGAAUGCCAAUAAGAUCCACUGUGUUCGUGCCAACGCCUUCCAAGAUCUGCAGAAUCUCUCGCUGCUCUCGCUCUACGACAACAAGAUCCAAACUCUCGCCAAGGGCACCUUCACCUCGCUGCGAGCUAUACAGACCCUUCACCUGGCUCAGAACCCAUUCAUUUGUGACUGUAAUCUGAAGUGGCUGGCCGACUACCUGCGCUCCAACCCCAUAGAGACCAGCGGCGCCCGCUGUGCCAGCCCUCGCCGGCUGGCCAACAAACGCAUCGGGCAGAUCAAGAGCAAGAAGUUCCGCUGCUCCGCUAAAGAGCAGUACUUCAUCCCAGGUACGGAGGACAUCCGCCUGAACAACGCCUGCAACAGUGAUCCCGUGUGCCCUCCCAAGUGUCGUUGCGAGGCCAACGUGGUGGACUGCUCCAACCUGAAGCUCACCAAGAUCCCCGAGCACAUCCCUUCAUCCACCACUGAACUUCGCCUCAACAACAAUGACCUCACCAGUCUGGAGGCCACAGGAGUUUUCAAGAACCUCUCGCAGCUGAAGAAGAUUAACCUCAGCAACAACAAGAUCACCGAGAUCGAGGACGGCGCCUUCGAGGGCGCCUCGUCCGUCAACGAGCUCCACCUCACGGCCAAUCAGAUGGACUCCGUGCGGAGCGGGAUGUUCCGCGGCCUCGAGGGGCUUCGCAUGCUGAUGCUGAGGAACAACAAGAUCAGCUGCGUCCACAACGACAGCUUCGCGGGCCUCCACAACGUGCGGCUGCUGUCGCUGUACGACAACCAGCUCACCACCAUCGCCCCCGGGGCCUUCGACACGCUGCAGACGCUCUCCACGCUCAACCUCCUGGCCAACGCCUUCGUGUGCGACUGCCGCCUGGCCUGGCUCGGCGACUGGCUGAGGAGUAGGAAGAUCGUGACGGGCAACCCGCGCUGCCAGCGCCCCGCCUUCCUCAAGGAGAUCCCGCUGCAGGACGUGGCCCUGCCCGACUUCCGCUGUGAGGAGGGCCAAGAGGAGUCGAGCUGCGUACCCAGACCCCAGUGUCCCAGUGAAUGUACUUGCCUGGAGACGGUGGUGCGCUGCAGUAACAAGCACCUCCACACGCUGCCCAAAGGCAUCCCCAGAAACGUGACGGAACUGUAUUUAGACGGGAACCAGUUCGGCGUCGUGCCGAAGGAGCUGUCUACCUUCAAGUACCUGCAGCUGGUAGACCUGAGCAACAACAAGAUCAGCUCUCUGACCAACUCGUCCUUCGCCAACAUGAGUCAACUCACCACCCUAAUCCUGAGCUACAACUCCCUGCGUUGCAUCCCCAGGAUGGCCUUCAGCGGGCUGCACUCGCUCCGACUGCUAUCGCUCCAUGGCAACGAAAUCUCGGAGCUUCCCGAUGGCAUCUUCAGCGAUGUGGCCUCACUUUCCCACUUGGCGAUCGGGGCCAACCCGCUGUUCUGCGACUGUCACCUGCGCUGGCUGUCCGACUGGGUGAAGACGGGCUACAAGGAGCCCGGCAUCGCCCGCUGCGCCGGCCCGCAGGGCAUGGAGGGCAAGCUGCUGCUCACCACACCCGCCAAGAAGUUUGAAUGCACAGGAGACGUGGACGCCGCGGUGCUGGCGAAGUGUAACCCCUGUCUGUCGGGCCCCUGUCUGAACCAGGGCAUCUGCCACAGCGACCUGGCCGAUGUGUACAGGUGCAGCUGUCCUCCUGGAUUCAAGGGCAAGAACUGUGAGACGGCUCUAAACGCCUGCGUGAGCAACCCCUGCGCCAAUGGAGGAACCUGUCAAGUCAAUGAGGAUGAGGAGGACGAAUACAGCUGUACAUGUCCGCUGGGCUUCGAGGGCCCCACUUGCCAAAUCAACACUGACGACUGUGACGACAACGACUGUGAGAACGGAGCCACCUGCAUUGACGGAAUCAACAACUACACUUGUUUUUGUCCCCCCUAUUACACAGGCGACAUGUGUGAAGAAAUGGAGGACGUGUGCGCCCCUGGACGAAGCCCCUGCCAACACCAGUCUACCUGCCUCAUCACCUCCAAUGGGCCCAAGUGCGUGUGUUCUCCUGGUUACGUUGGCGAUGACUGCAGCGUAGACUACAACGACUGCGAGGAGCACCGCUGUCAGCAUGGAGCCCGGUGUGUGGACGAGCUCAACGGCUACUCCUGCAUCUGUCCCGACGGAUUCAGCGGUCAGCUGUGUGAGGUUCCCCCGUCGGCUCUGUCCCUGUGCGAGCUGGCCGACUGCCAGAACAGCGCCCCCUGCGUGGAGAGGGGGGGCCGCGCCCUCUGCCAGUGCCCCCCCGAGUUCGGCGGGCCGCGCUGCGAGAAGCUGGUCAGCGUUAACUUUGUGGACAGAGACUCGUACCUGCUGCUCUCUGACCUGAAGAACUGGCCUCAGGCGAACAUCACUCUGCAGGUGUCGACGGCUGAGGACAAUGGCAUCCUCUUAUACAACGGUGACAAUGAUCAUAUUGCAGUGGAGCUUUACCAAGGUCACGUCAAAGUCAGCUACGACCCUGGCAGCCAGCCAGGACAUGCCAUCUACAGCACUGAGACCAUCAACGAUGGUCAGUUCCACACGGUGGAGCUGGUGACCUUUGACCAGAUGGUGAACCUGUCCAUUGACGGGGGUCUCCCUACCACAAUGGAUAGCUUUGGGGCAGUGCGGCCCCUCAACGGAGAGGCUCCACUAUACGUGGGGGGUAGGGGCCCUCUCCAGAACACUCCUCCCUCCUCUGCAGGCAUGCCCGUGGAUGUGCACUCCUUCCGUCUCUUGCAGAUCCAGAACGGGUCCAGUUUCCACGGCUGCAUCCAAAACCUGUACAUCAACAACGAGCUCCAGGACUUCACCAAGACCCAGAUGAAGCCCGGCGUGGUGCCGGGCUGCGAGCCCUGCAAGAAGAUCUACUGUGUCCAUGGCAUCUGCCAGCCCGAUGGGAUCCAGGGACCCGUGUGCCACUGCCAGCAAGGCUGGAGUGGUCCUCACUGCGACCAGCCUACAAGCAAUCCCUGCCAGGGCAGCAAGUGCGUCCAUGGAAAGUGCAUCCCGCUGGACUCCCAGUCGUACCGCUGCGAGUGUGUGGAGGGUUACCGCGGUGCCCUGUGCAACCAGCAGGGGGAGCUGUUCAACCCGUGCCGUCGCCUGUCCUGCAAACACGGCCGCUGCCAGAUCUCAGACACUGGAGAUGCCUACUGUCACUGCGAAAAUGGCUACACUGGGGAACUCUGUGACGCAGAGUCUGAGUGCAGAGGGGAGCCCGUGCGGGACUUCUACCAGGUCCAGCGAGGCUACGCCAUCUGCCAGACGACGCGCAUGGUGUCCUGGGUGGAGUGCUCCGGGGUGUGCGACGCCGGGGCCUGCUGCGCCAGCCAGAGGAUGAAGCGCCGGAAAUACACCUUCGAGUGCAGCGACGGGACCUCCUUCAGCGAGGAAGUGGAAAAGACCAUCAAGUGCGGCUGCGUGGGCUGCAUGUAGCAGCAUUCGCCCCCCCAUUUCCUGCCACUGCCGCCGAGCAGAAGAUUAGGAAAGAAGGAAGAGAGAGGACUGGAGGAAGGCGAUGAGUGAAAGAGAGAUUAUAAAGAAUAUAUAUAAAACCUCUAUCUAUAUAUUAUGGACAACAAUGUUUGUAAAAUAGGACAUUUCUUCCCCUUCCAAGGGUGUGUGACCUACAGUAACACAGUGAAGCCAACAAAGUAGACGAGACAACAACCUCAACAGAACCACUGUAUCUGCAACAUUGUUCCAACGGUCCAGAGAUUUUUAAGGUGUUGCAUCGAGCGAGCGAGAGAGAGAGAGAGCCCCUCCAACCCAGUUUACCCCGUGUGAAUCCCCCUCCAUCUGUCAAGCCUCCGACAGCCACCCACCAUCUAUCUGUGCUUUGUGCGAGCGGCGAGAGCGCCGGGGUCCAGCCGGGCUCGUGAGCGGAUGAGAAGAGACCGACCUGGCAACGCGAGCUGGGGUGGAGCUCGUGGUUCGGGUCCGGUUGGAGCUGUUGUUGUGCAGUCAUGCAUUCCACACACGCACAACUCGAGGCCAACGAGGAGCCGUUGGGGUUAGAGAGGCGCAUGAUCCAGGUGUGGUGCUACAGGUGUCUGCUGCGAGUUACCAUGAGAUCGGCAUUUUUCUUUUUUUAAAAAAACACAGAGACUGCACUGACGAGCAGCGCUGAGAGUGAAACACACAUCUCUGACAGUACAGAUGCAUGGCGUACAUACAUUUACGGAGUGAGAGGGCGCGUGUGGCCAACACGCCGGCCGCCGGCAGCGCUACGUGCUUAUCGGUCCCCCAGCAUGCAUUGCCUCAGGGAUGGGGCGAUUCGCAUUACCCCCCACCCGCUUUGGAGCAGGAGGCAGUUAAUCCCUGCUCCUCUUGAUGCCUGCAGUAUUAAACGUGUGCAAACCGUUGCAUGUGUGGAGACGUUUGCCAACAAAUAUGUAGAGCUUCAUAGCAUCACUAUAAAUAUUACAAAACAAACGUUUGCUGAAUCGCUGCCUGUUUUUUGUUUUGUUUCGUCUAAUUUCUCUCGUAUUGAUUUGUUUUUGUUGUAUUAAUGUAACCUUACUCCUUUAGCUCCCUCCCCCAACAAACCCUUUAUAUAGAAAUACCUAACAGAUUCUAAUAUAUAUAUAUAUUUGUAUUUCCUUUUGGUAUAGUAUUUUUCUAUGUUAAAGAGUAAGUCUGGAAGCUUUAGCGUUGAUGGAAAAAAGCAUUGAGUUGGUUCCUUAGGUGUUUUUAUUUGUUGAUCUCACUCACUUCAACAAGGUAAUGAGUUACAUCAAUUGGCCACAAAACUACAGCAGCUGGUUGGCCUUAUUGUAUAGGAGUCAGUAUUGGUCUAGAAAUAUGUUUAAUAUUGUAUAUGUUGUCUUCCAUGUGAAUAUUACAUCUAAUCAUGAGAGUCUGUGCUUGAUUUUAUUUAUUUUCUCUAAAAAGCGGUUUCCUUUAGGAAGUGAAGGGGCGCGAAUGCUACUUACUUUCAAAUAAUCGAAACCUAUAUAGAAAAGGUGAAAUACUGACUAAAAACAGCAUAAAAAUCUGUAACUGUAACAUCACAGUGCUCUCCUCCGCGCUGGCUCAGACAUUCCUCAUUCACUGCUGGAGGCUGGAAAAGGCCCUGAAAACCAACCUUGUAAUUACCGUUCCACGCAGCCCUUCUGAUUGUUCGGCUCCGUUAAUCGGACGCCUGUCUUUUUUUAGUUCAUCGGAGUUAAAGUAGUCAAGCUCAACUGCUCAUAAGCUGCUGUCAAGCCAGAAGAAACAGGAUGAAGUUGCCUCUGUGGACAGUGAUCACGUUAAGGUUCGUCAUCCUGUGCGAAGCGCCACACGCCUAUAGUGGACAGAUGCGAAAUGACUGCAGGGUCGGGACUCGUCUGACUGGCUUUCCACACAAAAAAAGAAGAAACGGUGCCAAGUACAGUGAACACAGUCAUACCUGAAUGUAUAAAUGUGUAUAGAUAAAUAUGAGCUAUGCUUAUUCAUGAAGUGGUAACGUUUAGCUGUUAAUUAGUUUCCAAUGUAAAAUAUAGAAAUCGCGUGAGGGUGGCUUCAUCAGUCAUUGUUCUCCUUACGGACCGGGACGGUGUUUCUCCAUUUUGCUGAUCUAAAUGUUCCAAGUGACUUUAUUGUGAAAGGCUGCAGACACGGAUCUCAGCUUGCUGCCAUGCCACAUCACAGAGCUCCCAUUUCUAUUGCUGCCCAUGUUAACCUUGUUUUAUAUGCUGUUGAUGUGAUCCCAGUGGUGUACAAUAACAUAAAGCUCUCAAAGGAUACUGAUGAACAGUCACUGUAAUGUUUAGGCUGUGUACCUCAUACAGGUGCAUAUUUAGUCGAAUGUGGCUUCUUUCCCCUCCAUGUCUCCUUCCUCUGCACAAGUCUGGUGCAUUCAACUUCCUGGUAGACAUCUUAGUGGUGCUUGUGCUAUAUUGAGAUGUAUUUCAGUUAUUCGGUCACAUGACCAGAAACACAGACUUGCCAUCUACAACUAUAUACGUGAAUAUGUUAUUGUAAACAACACAGUGUCUCUGUUGUAUUGAACUGGUGCAAAAACGUACAAAAAUGCCUGGUUGGGUUCUGUCUGUUUGCUUUUUUCGUUACAGGAUCUAUGGUGGGAUUCAACUGAAAAACUCCCAAUAAUGCUGAAUGUAUGUAGUGCCACCGACAAAAUGUUUACCAAACCUCCACUCUUUUCAUUGAUUAAACUUAAAUGUGUGUGCUUUUA
Molecule: messenger RNA, 7834 nt
Organism: Betta splendens (Siamese fighting fish)
Lineage: Eukaryota; Metazoa; Chordata; Actinopteri; Anabantiformes; Osphronemidae
Product: slit homolog 1 protein-like
Exons: 37
Coding region: 451-5091 (1546 amino acids)
Biological process (GO): negative chemotaxis; axon guidance
Molecular function (GO): Roundabout binding; heparin binding; calcium ion binding
Source: RefSeq, a predicted model, not a curated record